AUGGAGGUCACCCUAACAUUCAACUUUUAUCCUGAGGUUCUUCAGUUUCAUUUGUUAAUCCUGUUCAUACUGUGCUCAUCAGGACUCAAGGUUGACUCAACUGCUUGUGAAUCAUCAGGACGAGUUACCAACCUUAAGUUCCAGUUGUCAUCGUUGGGGAGAGAGAAUGUUGAACUUAGGAGGCAGAUUAAUGAGCUGUCCAUGAAACUUCAAAUAGCUGGACAAGGAAAAGAUGAGACUUUGUACAAGCCUGGUCCGUUUGGAACUAUCAAGGCUUUGAGAACAAAUCCAACAGUAACCCCCGAUGAAUCUGUUAAUCCGAGGUUAGCCAAGAUAUUGGAAGAGGUUGCUGUGAAAAAGGAACUCAUUGUUGCAUUGGCAAACACCAACGUGAGGGAGAUGCUUGAAGUUUGGUUUACCAAUAUCAAACGAGUUGGUAUUCCAAACUACCUGGUUGUGGCAUUGGAUGAUAAUAUAGAAAGCUUAUGCAAAUCUAAAGGGGUUCCAGUCUACCGGCUUGAUCCUGAUGAAGGCAUCGAUAACGUUGCAAAAACUGGUGGAAACCAUGCCGUCUCUGGACUUAAGUUUCAUGUUUUAAGGGAGUUCUUGCAACUUGGAUAUACAAAGUCCUUCAAGACAGUGAGGAAAGACGCUCAGCUCAAGAAGCUAAAGCCAGUGAUUGUGCAUUUGAACUACCAUCCUGACAAGUUAGCGCGAAUGAAAGCGGUCAUCGAGUUCUAUGUCAAUGGCAAACAAGAUGCACUGCGUCAUUUCCCUGAUGGGUCAGAAUGA
This is a messenger RNA of Miscanthus lutarioriparius, 792 nucleotides long. The record is from the annotation of a GenBank genome assembly. NCBI's taxonomy places the organism in Eukaryota, Viridiplantae, Streptophyta, Magnoliopsida, Poales, Poaceae.